This is a messenger RNA of Vigna unguiculata (cowpea), 894 nucleotides long. Its product is annotated as transmembrane protein (DUF872). Gene Ontology annotation, cellular component: endomembrane system. The record is from RefSeq and is a predicted model, not a curated record. Lineage: Eukaryota; Viridiplantae; Streptophyta; Magnoliopsida; Fabales; Fabaceae.
CCAACCCACUAAUUUGCAGUGAUGGUGUCUGUGAAACGGCGAGACAAGAGAAAGGAAACACGGGAGAGCAAUAAGAUCGCUGGCUGUUCAGUAGAACGUGGAAAGGUAAAACGACGACCUGAGAAAGACACCGACCCGGAUCUGUUCCUGCGAUAGGAGAACGCUUGCAAGAGAGAAUCACGGAAUUGUAACCCUGGUGCGUUCUUAUCUGAAUCGACUCUAAACUCGUGCGAAUUUGCUCGAGUUCACACCUACUUCCGAGUUAACUAGGUUUGAGGGCGUGGGAACGUAAAUUCCUCCGAGUUUACGAGUUGACUCGCGAUCUUGAUAACCUGAUAGCGACAUUACAACCUUCCUUCACUCCAAGAACUUCAGUCUUCAAGAAUCUGCCAAUUAAUUGAGCAAAUAGCUCUGGCAAGAUAUGGCUACUAGACGUGUUCGUUACUCCCCUCUUGCCACAGACGACAAUGAUGUUGCUAUUAAUAGAUCAUUUGACCCACGAUUUGAUUAUACACCGAAGGCCUUGGAUAAAGUUCCCUGGAAAUCCAUUGCCCUUGCACUCUUCUUGCUAUUCCUUGGUACAGGACUUCUGUUUCUUUCAUACUUUAUCUUCACUGGUCAUAUGGGGGGAGAGCGUUCUCAAGCAUAUGGCCUUUUAGCCCUUGGCUUCCUUAGCUUUCUCCCAGGUUUUUAUGAGACUCGAAUUGCAUAUUAUGCAUGGAGGGGUGCUCAAGGAUACCGCUUUUCUGCCAUCCCUGAUUAUUAGAGCAUUACUGUAAAAGAGUAAUAGAGUUAUACCUCGAAAACUUUGUAAUGAUCAAAUUUGGUUGCAACUUGUAUGUUUGAAUGACACAGAUAGAAUAAAAUGAUAGAUGUAAUCGUUUUGAUAGAGAA